UCCCAGUGAAGAGGAGACUGUUGUUUAAAGAAAUAAAUUGAUUGAUUGAUUGCUCACGGGCUGAAAUACCAAUGAUGAAUUAUCUUUUACACAAUUGUAGCAUUUAUUUUGCCUCAUAACACCCAAUGGUUGGACAGAACGUGAAUGACUUGAAGGAAUAAACAUUCAUUGUACUUGACUCCACCAGUUUGUUCUGUAAUUGUUGAUAUUCUUAAUAAAUGAUAUUGACGAGUUGCCAUUGGGGGAUUCCCAGUGGUUCUCUAACAUGGAGGAAUCAAAUAUGGCGGCCAGUUUGAAGCAAAUACCCCUUUGUUCUUGAUCCCAGAAGACUCGUUGCUCGAUCUCCAUCGAAUCGUGCAGAAAUCAUCCCGGUAUUCAUUAAUUUUCAGUGGUAAUUCAUAAUAAUUAACCAUUCAUAAUUAGAACGAGCCUAUCAAGCCCAUAAUGGCUAGUGUUUAUCGCCAGAAGAUUAGUGGUCUUCAGCUGAAUCUCCAAAAUUCUUUGGUCGUUGGAGUCAUCAUCACUAGCUGCAAUGUCAAGACCUUCGAAGUCAACUCUAAAUACCGCCCAGGACGCAGGGCAGUCUGGAGCUUCACUCUUCGUGACUCUGAACGAGACACCGUGAAUGUUACAGUCUGGGGGACUGAGCCAUACAUCAGUAAGCUGAACGUAUCAUUCUCCAUUGGCUGUGUUGUUGAAGUCAUCAAUGCCAAAGUCCAGGACUAUCCAGCUGAUGGAAAGAACGAGAGAUUCAUGCCGACCACCAGUAGUCGAUAUCAUUUGGUUAUUAAUGAGGGGACUGCACUGAUUCAACUUCAUGAUAGCCCUAACAAAGAACUUUACGAAUCUCUGCUCUGUAUUCCCAUGAAAAAUGUGACGAAUGUUCGAAGUCUCAGUGAUAUUUUGAUGAAUAUAGAGUCAUUGCAGGAUCAGUUUGUGGAUAUACUUGCAGCUGUGACCUUCGUGAGUGAUUCUCGAAAUUUAAUAACAAAAGAUGGCCGAGCCCUCGUCUGUCGUGACUUCGAAGUCAAUGAUGGAUCAACUGCCAAAGCAGUUGCAUUCAAACUCUGGGAGAAUGAAUGGAUUCGUAGAUCUGCCAAUUGGCAGCCCAAACAUUCAGUUCUCUUCAUGUCAGAUGUGCUCGUCGCAAUGGAUAAAUUCAAGAAGAAAAUGGGUCUGAUGAUCGUCAGGAAAACUGUCAUCACAGAAGACCCUGAUGUCCCACAAGCUGACAAAGUGAGAAAUUCCAUUAGUCAGACUGACAUCGAUUCGACUUCUCAUGAUCCAUUCAUUCUACCUAAACCUGAGAACAUCAAAACUGUCAUGACUAUCCAGGAGAUAUCAGAGAAGUUAAACAAGAAGGAGUCGAGAGACGGUGAAAGAAUGCAAUUCGUUACGAUUCUUUAUGCUACAGUCACAGAGAUCAAUAUGGAAAAUGUUCAAGGGUCAGACAUACUCGUUACAAGAUGUGCCCUGUGCAAACGCACCAUCCCCGUGACUCAAGACUCCUGUAUGAAUUUGGAGUGUCCCUGUGGGAACGGCAGGCGUGCUCCAAUAAAUGUUCAUACAUUUUAUCUGAAAGUCAAUCUGAAGGACGAAACGGGAUAUCUCAUUGGAUGCCGACUGACUGGAGUACCAGCAGAACAAGCCCUGUCAUGUUCUGUCGAUGAAUUCAAGGCAAUGACACAAACUCAACGAGAGGAAUUGAAGUGGAAAUUGAUAUUGGAGAACUGUGACGUCAGGCUUCAGGUGCUUGGACCAACCCCCACUUUUCCACGUGUGUUGUACAACAUUCUGUCACUCGAGCGUAUUAGAGAGUUGUGGUGAUUGUCUCCUAUCCUUGAAACGUCGUCUGACGAUGUAAAUAAUAACUCGAACUCGUCAAAACGUUAGUAAAAACUUCGUGAAUAAAUAAAAAAGACAAUGCAAAGGUUCAUUUAAUCAACAAAUAA
Messenger RNA from Diachasmimorpha longicaudata, 1952 nucleotides. It is a transcript of the gene hdm, whose product is annotated as meiosis-specific with OB domain-containing protein. The record is from RefSeq and is a predicted model, not a curated record. The transcript is spliced from 7 exons. NCBI's taxonomy places the organism in Eukaryota, Metazoa, Arthropoda, Insecta, Hymenoptera, Braconidae. Gene Ontology annotation, molecular function: single-stranded DNA binding; single-stranded DNA 3'-5' DNA exonuclease activity. The coding region runs from base 445 to 1827 and encodes 460 amino acids. Gene Ontology annotation, biological process: resolution of meiotic recombination intermediates.